Messenger RNA from Paraphaeosphaeria sporulosa, 1964 nucleotides. RefSeq lists its product as uncharacterized. Lineage: Eukaryota; Fungi; Ascomycota; Dothideomycetes; Pleosporales; Didymosphaeriaceae. Bases 139 to 1617 code for a protein of 492 amino acids. Gene Ontology annotation, molecular function: clathrin-cargo adaptor activity; RNA polymerase III core binding. Gene Ontology annotation, cellular component: nucleus; AP-1 adaptor complex. The record is from RefSeq and is a predicted model, not a curated record. Gene Ontology annotation, biological process: vesicle-mediated transport; negative regulation of transcription by RNA polymerase III. The transcript has 6 exons.
UGCAGUGAACAAGCGUUUGGCGGGGUGCACUGCGAGCGCUUUGACGUUGCGCGGGGUUGGUCUGUGGUCGCCCCCGAACCUCCGUUUUUCUACAGGCCACCGCGCACCUUCAGCACUCUCCUCCCGACGACCACAGCCAUGGCCAUCAAAUACCUUAUUUUGCUCUCGCGGCAGGGCAAAGUCCGCCUUGCCAAGUGGUUUACCACACUUGCCCCCAAGGACAAGGCCAAGAUCGUGAAAGAUGUCUCGCAGCUCGUGCUUGCUCGCCGCACCCGCAUGUGCAACUUCCUAGAGUACAAAGACACAAAGGUUGUGUACCGCCGAUACGCCUCCCUCUUUUUCAUCGCCGGCUGCGACUCUGCCGACAACGAACUGCUUGCCCUCGAGAUUGUCCAUCGAUAUGUCGAGCAAAUGGACAAAUACUACGGCAACGUCUGCGAGCUGGACAUCAUCUUCAACUUCCAAAAGGCUUACUUCAUCCUCGACGAGCUCCUAAUCGCUGGCGAACUGCAGGAGAGCAGCAAGAAGAAUGUUCUUAGGUGCAUAGGGCAGCAAGACAGCCUAGAGGACAUGGAGUACCUGGAUCUUUGUGCGCUCCACGAGGUCAACCUCGCUCUCAACUUCGACACGCCUGACUCGGCUGUCAUCGGUGGCUGUGACGUGUGGACCAUUAAGGCCGCAGGCAGCGAUAAGAAGCUCUAUAAGCGCAUUGAGCGCACACUCGAAGAGCGCCACCAGGAGUUGCUCGCAGCAGUUGCCCACCUCCCGCAACGAUCCGCCGCGCAAUUCUCUGAUGAACUCAACAUCGCCCGCGACACCCCCUUUGGCAGCUUCAACGAGGCCGCGAAUCGCCAUACCUUCGCCUACCUCAUCGCAACGCUCAAUGCGACACACAUCGACUACGACUUCGCCAACACACUGAACCCGGAUGAGUUCCGUCGCGAAACGCGCAAGUCGUUCGUUCACAGAGUGGACACGACCAUGUACUACCUACGUCCGCAAGUUUACAGCCAAGGGCUCCCCGCCGGUGCCCUAACCCCGCUCGGCUCGCCCAUAUGGAGCCCACGCUCGUGGCAGCUUGUGGACAGCGAAAUGGACAUGGCCAACUGCGAGUACUAUGCCUGGGAGCCCUCGGACGACCCUUUCGCAGAUGACGGCGCUAUCUGGAGCCACCACUGCUUCCUGUACAACAAGGAACGCAAGCGGGUCUGCUACUUCUACCUUCGCGGCAUCUCCUCGCUUUCAAACUCGCCAUCCGUGCCCAUGUCUCUCAUCACGCGCUUCAAGCAGGCCCAGCACGAGACCAGCUCCAACGCAGGCAGCAGAAAGCGUGCCGAGUACUGGUUGGGCGCACGGGCGAAGAAGGGUUUAGAAGAGUACGGUGAUAGUGACGAGUUGGACAACAUGGUCAUCGACCACCCAGGAGACAUUGUUGACGCGGAUGAAGAGGACUGGGAGGCAGGUCGGGAGACGAGCAUGGGUGCCGAGUACUGGUCUAGCGAUGGCGACAGUGACGUUGAGAGUCUCAAGGAACGCGAAAUGUCCCGGGAGACAAGUCGCAAGCCAAGUAACGUGCGAGCUUGGAGUGAGGGCGUCAUGGAGAAGAUGGAGCUCUAAACGCAGCAUAUGUCGUCGCCUCGUGUGUACGCAGUACGGCAAUGUUAAUCUACGACUGGGGGGUCUCUUUGGCUAUGGGCGUGCACUUGAAUGGCGUUUGGGGGUUCACGCAUUUCGCUCUUGAGUAUGACGGCGUAGGGGCGUUAUCGGAGGCUGGGCGGUGGGAGCGCUCAUUGUGAGAAGCUCUCUGAUACGUCCCCGUUUUGUCGUCUAGACUCGAGAUACCCUUUCCUUUAUCUCCUUCUUUCCUUCAUCGUUUAUAGGCGCAUGGGAAUUGGCUUGCUAUGGGACGGGGGAUGGGUGGUAAUGGGCCAAACACCCUGGAAGCAAUGUGAUGCCGGUACGGG